Molecule: messenger RNA, 966 nt
Organism: Penicillium malachiteum
Lineage: Eukaryota; Fungi; Ascomycota; Eurotiomycetes; Eurotiales; Aspergillaceae
Exons: 2
Coding region: 1-966 (321 amino acids)
Source: RefSeq, a predicted model, not a curated record
AUGAAUAGCCACCUUCUUCCUUUCCCAUAUAACCAGUCACAACCACCUACUCGGCUAGAUCGCAUAUUUCAACCCAUUCUCAAUGCCUUCUUGGGCGGGUCCCACAAGCGUGUUCCACAAAAACCAUCCACAGUGCGGGCCGAGAUCGCACUUCUUGGAGAUGGCUCUCCAAUCCGCAUAAUAUGCAUCUCGGAUACACAUAAUCUGACACCGCCCCUUCCGCCAGGCGAUAUCCUGAUCCACGCCGGCGAUCUGACCCCCCACACUCAUAAGAUUGUUAUCGCGGGAAACCAUGAUAUAAUUCUGGAUGAGACACUCGACGGAAAGCUGUUUUCGCACCAGCAAAACGGGAACUUUGGAGACAGGUCUGACUCUUCUGAGCAGCGCGGAAGCUUGGACUGGGGCCACAUCCAUUAUCUCAAAAAUGAGGCAGUCACACUCCAACUGCUUGUCCCUGGUCUCGGGGCACAGCAAGUGCGACAGGUGAAGAUAUUCGGUUCUCCGCUUACACCUGAAUUUGGAUCAUGGGCCUUUCAAUACCCGGCAAUUCGUGAUGUUUGGACUGAGCAUAUUCCGGAUGAUACACAAAUUGUGGUUGUCCAUUGUCCUCCAGCCUUAUAUGGAGACUGCGAUGGGGAGGUUGGACACGAUGGGAAGAUCAAGGUAAAGGGUGACGGAUACUUGCUACGUGAAAUAAGAAGGGUGCGGCCUAAAUUUGGUGUCUGUGGGCACAUUCAUGGUGCAUUUGGGACAAGUUUGAUCGAGCAUCAUGGAACUCAAGAAGCUAGAGACAGAUUGCGGCUGCAGUGGAGCGCAUAUAGUAUACUCAAUGUCUUGAACAGGUCCUUAUGGAAAAAAUUCACUGGGAAGGGGGUGCAAGAGACACUUGUUGUAAAUGCUGCUGUGGCGCCUGGCAAUUCAGAAACCCAGGCUAAAAGCCCUGUCGUCAUCGGUUUUAAUGUAUAG